Molecule: messenger RNA, 1580 nt
Organism: Styela clava
Lineage: Eukaryota; Metazoa; Chordata; Ascidiacea; Stolidobranchia; Styelidae
Source: RefSeq, a predicted model, not a curated record
UACUGUUAACUAUCGGGCUGACGGAGCGACAGAUAUGUUGGAUUAUGCCACAGAUACUUGGGCAACGCAAAUAUACAAAUCUGUGAUAGAACGGCUAGCAAUAUAGUCUAUUGAAUUCCAAUGACAGAAAGAUAUUCAAAGUUAUAUUACGAUAGUUAGCGCUGCCAAACACGGUGUUGUUCAAUUGGUUAUAUGUGUCAUUGUUAAUCUGCCUAACUUGUAAUUUAACUAUAUAGAUCACUAAAUCAGACAUACCCGUAAUUUUGUUGCAUAAGAUAGUUCGCCAGGUGACCUAAUUUUAUUGUUGUCUAGUAGCGGAGAACAGCAAAGGUGAUGUUUUUUGAACCAAUGGGUGCUGACUCAGAGCUUGCUCGUUAGUCGUUACGCCUUCGAUAAUGACGGAAGUCUGCCAACUAGUUUGUUCGUUCGUUUUCAAGUCACUGCAAUAAUGCACUUUGAGUCCACUGUUGUCGCUACGAGUCGUACGAGUUCAUGAGCGCAAAAUAAUGACUUGUGUAUUGUUCAAUUGAAAUGGUAGGGAAAUGAUCAAACCAAGCAUGAAAAUACGACGAAAUAUACCGAGACUGCUCAGUCACCUUGAUAUGAAAUGGUUUACCAUGGUUUUAUUAAUUAACAUUUUGAGAAUAUUGAAUAAUUAUGCUACGUUUUUGUAAAAUAAAGUGAUCAUUUUCUAGGCUCAUUUUGCAAAUUAAUUAUAUCUUUCGUCAAGCAUUGAAUAUACGUUAUCUCCUUCAUACUUUUCAAAGUUUUUAUAUUUAUUGCAUAAUGAAGAUAAUAUGCGCUGGCUUAGGUAAAACCGGUACGAAAACCAUUGCCGAAGCACUGAGAAUUAUUGGCUACAAUGUUCACGAUGUAUUCGAACAAUUUCAUUAUGACAAAGAAUUAUGGGACAAGAUUUUAGACAAUACCGCUACAAUACAAGAUUACCAACGGAUUCUAGGGAAUGUCGAUGCAGUGAUGGAUUGGCCUGCAGCAGCGGUUUGGGAGAAUAUAAUGGAAGCGUUUCCAGACGCAAAGGUUAUCCUAACUGUGAGAUCAAGCGAAGACGAAUGGUAUGAAAGCAUGAAAAACCAUUUUGAAGUUACCAACAAGUUUGCUCCAACGAAUGAAAUGGUGUUGUACCUUUUUCAUCUAUUAUUUGCCGGUCCUCUACGUCGCGAGUUCCAUCAAUUGGAGAAUGCUUUCAUUCCACCUUAUCUUGGUGUUCCUCGAAUGUUUGGCAAGCCUCGGGAAACGUUUUUAAGGUCAAGAUAUCGUCAGCAUAAUUUGUACGUUAAAUCGAUAUGCCCAAGUCAAAAACUUUUAGUCUACAACGUGAAAGAUGGCUGGAAACCACUGUGUGAAUUUCUUAACGUUGAAAUUCCCCAUAAACCUUUCCCAAUUGAAAAUGUCAGAAGUGAAAUAAUUCGUAAAUAUAUGAAUAAAACGUGGAAAUACGACUGCGGACUACAGAGAAAAAUAGAGAAACAAGUUAUUUUUCGAUUAGGAACACUGUUAAUCAUAAUUAUUUCAAUAGUGUUUUUUAUAUUUUUUUGAUACGUAUAGUAAACUAUUUUACA